AUGUCGCUACCGCCGUACUUGCUGGGGCCCAACCCUUGGGCCACCAUGAUGGCACAGCAGCAGUUGGCGGCUGCACAGCAAGCAGCGCUGCAGGCCCACGCCGCUGCCGCUGCAGCUGCGCCUCCUGUGCCACCAGCUCAGCCUCCAAAACCACAUCACAUACCUGAGGAGAAGAUAAAGGAAAAAGCUCAAAAAUGGAUGCAGCUUCAGUCCAAACGCUUUGCCGAAAAACGAAAAUUCGGCUUUGUGGAUGCGCAGAAAGAGGACAUGCCGCCAGAGCACAUUCGAAAAAUCAUCAGAGACCAUGGAGACAUGACCAGUCGCAAAUACAGACACGACAAACGAGUCUACCUGGGCGCAUUGAAAUAUAUGCCUCAUGCAGUCAUGAAGCUCCUAGAAAACAUGCCGAUGCCCUGGGAACAGAUACGUGAUGUAAAAGUCCUUUAUCAUAUCACUGGAGCCAUCACUUUCGUUAAUGAAAUCCCAUGGGUGAUAGAACCUGUUUACAUCGCUCAGUGGGGCACUAUGUGGAUCAUGAUGCGUAGAGAAAAACGUGAUCGUAGACACUUUAAGCGAAUGAGGUUCCCACCAUUCGAUGAUGAAGAACCACCCUUAGAUUAUGCUGACAAUAUUCUUGAUGUGGAACCUCUGGAGCCCAUACAGAUUGAAUUAGAUCCGGAAGAAGAUGGAGCUGUCGCAUCCUGGUUCUACGAUCACAAACCUCUGUUAGGUACUAAGCAUGUCAAUGGCUCUACCUAUAGGAAGUGGAAUUUGACACUGCCGCAAAUGGCCACUCUGUACCGUCUUGGAAACCAGUUAUUGACAGAUUUAGUCGAUGACAACUACUUUUACUUGUUUGACUCAAAAAGUUUCUUCACGGCUAAGGCUUUGAAUAUGGCGAUCCCUGGCGGGCCGAAAUUUGAGCCUCUAGUUAAGGACAACUCUGCUGGCGACGAAGACUGGAAUGAGUUUAAUGAUAUUAAUAAGAUCAUUAUUCGACAGCCAAUUAGAACUGAGUACAGAAUUGCUUUCCCAUAUCUGUACAACAAUUUACCACAUUUCGUGCAGUUAUCUUGGUACCACACACCCAACGUCGUUUAUAUUAAAACAGAGGAUCCCGAUCUGCCAGCAUUUUACUUCGAUCCAUUAAUCAAUCCGAUAUCUCACCGUCAUUCGGUCAAGUCUUUAGAUCCAUUGCCUGAUGAGGAAGAAUUUUUAUUGCCUGAAGAAGUCAGCCCGUUUCUUCAAGAGACUGCACUUUAUACAGACAACACAGCUAAUGGAAUUGCAUUGCUGUGGGCACCAAGACCUUUUAACAUGAGAUCAGGUCGCACAAGGCGUGCUAUCGAUGUACCCCUUGUGAAGACAUGGUACAAAGAGCAUUGCCCUCCUGGCCAACCAGUAAAAGUAAGAGUAUCAUACCAGAAAUUACUCAAGUACUAUGUACUUAAUGCUCUCAAACACAGACCUCCGAAACCACAGAAAAAGAGGUACCUAUUCCGCUCAUUCAAAUCAACAAAGUUUUUCCAAACUACAACACUAGACUGGGUAGAAGCUGGUCUACAGGUCUGCCGCCAAGGCUACAACAUGUUGAACCUGCUCAUCCACCGCAAGAACUUGAAUUAUCUACAUUUGGACUACAACUUUAAUUUGAAACCUGUAAAAACAUUGACUACUAAAGAAAGAAAGAAGUCCCGGUUUGGUAAUGCCUUCCACUUAUGUCGUGAAAUUCUUCGCCUAACAAAGCUGAUCGUCGACUCUCACGUUCAAUACCGUCUGAACAACGUAGAUUCGUUCCAACUUGCCGACGGUCUUCAGUAUAUAUUCGCGCACGUGGGACAAUUGACGGGAAUGUACCGAUACAAGUAUAAACUUAUGAGGCAAAUCCGAAUGUGCAAAGAUCUCAAGCACUUGAUCUAUUAUAGAUUUAAUACGGGUCCAGUAUCGAAAGGUCCAGGUUGCGGUAUCUGGGCGCCAGGGUGGCGAGUGUGGUUGUUCUUCAUGAGAGGUAUUACACCGUUGUUGGAGCGUUGGCUUGGCAAUUUACUGUCGAGGCAGUUUGAAGGAAGACAUUCAAAAGGUGUCGCUAAAACGGUGACGAAACAGCGAGUGGAGUCCCACUUCGACUUGGAGUUGCGAGCCUCUGUCAUGCACGAUAUUGUGGAUAUGAUGCCUGAAGGUAUCAAGCAAAACAAAGCUAGAACUAUCUUGCAGCAUUUGUCUGAAGCUUGGAGGUGUUGGAAAGCUAAUAUUCCUUGGAAGGUGCCAGGUCUACCAACUCCUAUAGAAAAUAUGAUUCUCCGCUACGUCAAAAUGAAGGCUGAUUGGUGGACGAACACUGCCCACUAUAAUCGAGAGAGAAUACGUCGUGGUGCUACAGUUGAUAAGACUGUUUGUAAGAAGAACUUAGGUCGACUUACACGAUUGUAUCUGAAAGCAGAACAGGAGAGGCAACACAACUAUUUAAAGGAUGGUCCAUACAUCUCGCCUGAGGAAGCUGUAGCAAUCUACACGACGACGGUGCAUUGGCUAGAAUCUCGUCGGUUCGCUCCUAUACCAUUCCCGCCUCUGUCCUACAAACACGAUACUAAGCUGCUAAUUUUAGCCUUGGAGAGAUUGAAGGAAGCCUACAGUGUCAAAUCUAGACUUAACCAGAGUCAGAGAGAAGAGUUAGGACUUAUAGAACAGGCUUAUGACAAUCCUCACGAGGCCCUUUCUAGAAUAAAGCGACACUUGCUUACGCAGAGGACGUUCAGAGAGGUUGGAAUAGAGUUCAUGGAUCUCUACUCGCACUUAGUCCCUGUUUACGACGUAGAGCCACUGGAGAAAAUUACAGAUGCUUACUUAGAUCAAUACCUGUGGUAUGAAGCUGACAAACGUAGAUUAUUACCUCCAUGGGUGAAACCAGCUGAUACAGAACCUUCGCCUCUCUUGGUGUAUAAGUGGUGUCAAGGUAUAAAUAACCUACAAGAUGUUUGGGAGGUGGGUGAAGGGGAAUGCAAUGUAUUACUAGAGUCACGUUUCGAGAAACUAUAUGAAAAGAUUGAUCUGACAUUGCUCAAUCGACUCCUGCGUCUUAUCGUGGACCACAAUAUUGCUGAUUACAUGACUGCCAAGAACAAUGUCAUCAUUAACUACAAGGAUAUGAACCACACGAACUCGUACGGGAUAAUUCGAGGUUUACAAUUCGCCUCUUUCAUUGUCCAAUACUACGGUCUAGUGCUAGAUCUAUUGGUACUCGGUCUACAACGUGCGAGUGAGAUGGCAGGUCCACCGCAGCUUCCCAACGACUUCUUGUCUUAUCAGGACAGACAAACAGAGUCUGCUCACCCAAUCAGAUUGUACUGCCGAUAUGUAGACAGGAUUCAUAUCUUCUUCAGAUUUUCGGCGGAAGAAGCUCGUGAUCUGAUCCAGCGUUACUUGACUGAACAUCCAGAUCCUAACAAUGAAAACAUAGUGGGAUACAACAACAAGAAGUGUUGGCCGAGAGAUGCCAGGAUGCGUCUCAUGAAGCAUGAUGUAAAUCUUGGUCGAGCUGUAUUCUGGGACAUCAAGAACCGUCUCCCGCGAUCCGUAACUACAAUUCAAUGGGAGAACAGCUUCGUGUCUGUAUAUUCUAAGGAUAACCCGAAUCUGCUGUUUAAUAUGGCUGGGUUUGAGUGCCGAAUUCUACCCAAAUGUCGCAGUCAGCACGAGGAGCUGUGCCACCGUGACGGCGUGUGGAACUUACAGAACGAAGUGACAAAAGAACGUACAGCGCAGUGCUACCUGCGCGUCGACGACGAGUCGCUCGCGCGCUUUCACAACCGCGUGCGGCAGAUACUCAUGGCGUCCGGCUCUACCACCUUCACCAAAAUCGUUAACAAGUGGAACACAGCACUUAUUGGUCUUAUGACGUACUUCCGCGAAGCUGUCGUCAACACUCAAGAGCUGCUCGACUUGCUCGUUAAGUGUGAGAACAAGAUCCAAACCCGUAUCAAGAUCGGUCUCAAUUCAAAAAUGCCUUCGCGUUUCCCUCCCGUGGUGUUCUAUACGCCGAAGGAACUUGGCGGGCUCGGCAUGUUGUCCAUGGGACAUGUUUUGAUUCCACAGUCCGACCUUCGGUGGUCGAAACAAACGGAUGUAGCCAUUACUCACUUCCGCUCAGGUAUGUCCCACGAUGAGGACCAACUUAUCCCCAACUUGUACCGCUACAUACAACCAUGGGAGGCGGAGUUCGUCGACUCGCAGAGAGUCUGGGCAGAGUACGCGCUCAAGAGACAGGAGGCCAAUGCACAAAACAGACGUCUAACAUUAGAAGAUUUGGAAGAUUCUUGGGACCGAGGUAUUCCUCGUAUCAACACGCUGUUCCAGAAAGACAGACAUACACUCGCCUACGAUAAGGGAUGGCGUAUUCGUACUGAGUUUAAACAGUAUCAGGUGUUAAAACAAAAUCCAUUCUGGUGGACCCAUCAACGCCACGACGGCAAGCUGUGGAAUUUGAACAACUACCGCACAGACAUGAUACAGGCUCUUGGAGGAGUCGAGGGUAUUCUCGAACAUACACUCUUCAAGGGCACAUACUUCCCUACAUGGGAAGGUCUGUUCUGGGAAAAAGCGUCAGGUUUCGAAGAAUCGAUGAAGUACAAGAAGCUAACCAACGCUCAAAGAUCUGGUUUAAACCAAAUCCCCAACCGUCGGUUUACGCUCUGGUGGUCACCGACGAUCAACAGAGCCAACGUCUAUGUUGGUUUCCAGGUGCAACUGGAUUUAACGGGAAUAUUCAUGCACGGCAAAAUCCCGACACUGAAGAUAUCUCUCAUCCAAAUCUUCAGAGCUCAUUUGUGGCAGAAGGUUCACGAGUCUAUCGUCAUGGAUUUGUGUCAGGUCUUUGAUCAAGAACUGGACGCGUUGGAAAUUGAGACAGUACAAAAAGAAACCAUUCACCCACGUAAAUCUUACAAAAUGAACUCAUCGUGCGCAGACAUUCUACUCUUCUCUGCAUACAAGUGGAAUGUUUCUAGGCCUUCAUUAUUAGCUGACACCAAAGACACAAUGGACAACACGACAACACAAAAAUACUGGCUGGAUAUACAACUGCGUUGGGGCGAUUACGAUUCUCACGACGUGGAACGUUACGCCCGAGCUAAAUUUUUGGACUACACCACUGAUAACAUGUCCAUAUACCCCUCGCCCACUGGACUGCUUAUUGCUAUCGAUUUGGCUUAUAACUUGCACAGUGCGUACGGGAACUGGUUCCCUGGCUGUAAGCCCCUUAUUCAACAAGCUAUGGCUAAGAUAAUGAAGGCAAACCCUGCUUUAUAUGUAUUGCGGGAACGUAUCCGUAAAGCAUUGCAGUUAUAUUCAUCCGAGCCUACUGAACCUUAUCUAUCAAGUCAGAAUUACGGCGAAUUGUUUUCUAAUCAAAUUAUUUGGUUCGUCGACGACACAAACGUAUAUCGAGUGACAAUCCACAAGACUUUCGAAGGCAAUUUGACUACUAAACCAAUCAACGGUGCCAUCUUUAUCUUCAACCCUCGUACUGGACAAUUGUUCUUAAAGAUCAUUCACACCAGUGUAUGGGCGGGACAAAAACGUCUUGGCCAGCUAGCCAAAUGGAAGACUGCUGAAGAAGUAGCUGCUUUGAUUCGUUCACUACCAGUGGAGGAGCAACCUAAACAGAUUAUUGUAACAAGGAAAGGAAUGUUGGAUCCUCUUGAAGUUCACUUGCUCGACUUCCCUAAUAUCGUGAUUAAGGGUUCAGAGCUGCAGCUGCCAUUCCAGGCGUGUCUUAAAGUAGAGAAGUUCGGUGAUCUUAUCCUAAAAGCGACGGAGCCACAAAUGGUAUUGUUCAACUUGUAUGAUGAUUGGCUCAAGACUAUCUCCUCAUAUACCGCAUUCAGUCGUCUCAUACUUAUAUUACGAGCACUUCACGUAAAUACAGAACGAACCAAAGUGUUACUCAAGCCAGACAAGACUACAUUGACAGAGCCUCAUCACAUUUGGCCAACAUUAUCUGACGAUGACUGGAUCAAGGUGGAGGUGCAGCUCAAAGACCUGAUUCUCGCUGAUUAUGGCAAGAAAAACAACGUCAACGUCGCCUCCCUAACACAAUCCGAAAUCCGUGACAUCAUUCUUGGUAUGGAGAUAUCGGCACCUUCCGCACAACGUCAACAGAUCGCCGAGAUUGAAAAGCAAAGUAAAGAACAGUCCCAACUUACUGCAACUACAACUAGAACAGUGAACAAACACGGUGAUGAAAUCAUCACCUCAACUACCAGCAAUUAUGAGUCACAGACCUUCAGCUCGAAGACUGAAUGGCGUGUGCGUGCUAUUUCCGCCACCAAUUUACAUCUCCGUACAAACCACAUUUACGUAAGCUCAGACGACAUCAAGGAGAGCGGCUAUACUUAUAUCCUCCCCAAAAACUUGCUCAAGAAGUUUGUCACUAUCUCUGACUUACGAGCGCAGAUCGCGUGCUACCUCUACGGCACGUCACCAGCCGACAAUCCAAUGGUCCGUGAAGUGCAGUGCGCAGUGGUUCCCCCGCAGUGGGGCACUCAUCAACAGGUGCAUUUACCGCGACAUUUGCCCAAGCACCCUGCUCUGCAACACUUACAGCCGCUGGGAUGGAUGCACACUCAACCAAAUGAAUUGCCUCAACUAUCGCCUCAGGACAUAACAACACAUGCGAAGAUAAUGGCCGAAAAUUCAUCGUGGGAUGGCGAGAAGACUAUCAUCAUAACGUGUUCAUUUACACCGGGUUCUUGUUCGCUAACCGCCUACAAACUGACGCCAAGCGGUUACGAGUGGGGCGCACGCAACACGGACAGAGGCAAUAACCCCAAAGGAUACUUGCCCAGCCAUUACGAAAGGGUACAAAUGCUGCUGUCUGACCGAUUUUUGGGAUACUUCAUGGUACCUUCGCAGGGUAGCUGGAAUUAUAAUUUCAUGGGUGUCCGUCACGAUCCGAAUAUGAAAUACGGCGUCCAACUAGGCAACCCUCGCGAGUUCUACCACGAGGUGCACCGGCCCGCUCACUUCAUGAACUUCGCCGCUAUGGAAGAUGCCGCCGCACCCACGCUGGCUGCCGAUAGAGAAGACUUAUUUGCAUAG
This is a messenger RNA of Arctia plantaginis, 7095 nucleotides long. The record is from the annotation of a GenBank genome assembly. Lineage: Eukaryota; Metazoa; Arthropoda; Insecta; Lepidoptera; Erebidae.